AUCUUUUUUUUAUACUGAAAAGGACAGCAGCACGGGUUGCAGCUCAACCAAAUCAAACACACAAAGAUGCAAGGCUCCGCCUUGGAGAACUUUGAGGAUGCAUUAGUCAUCUAUCUGACGGACACACAGCAAAAUGAACGAAGAUGGAAGUCCUAACAAGAUAGGAACCCAAAUCUAGGGGCGCGGCCAGCCAUCUAGGUGACCACGCGGGGGGCGGCCAGACGGCCAAGCGGAGGCGGGCGGGGGUCAGCGGCCAGCUUCUACAGAGGAACGGCGAGGACGGAGCCAGGCAACGGCGCGACGCACGCAGGACGCGAGACCUCCGCCUCGUCGACCGCUUGUUCGGGCUUGUUCGGAGCUAGGCGAAGUCGAGCUCCUGUCUUGUUCAUUGGAAGCUUUAUUUAAGAGUGUUUCCAAUGAGCUCGUGUUCCUUGGCCACCACGGCCGCGAUGAGGCGGGGCCGGAGGGAGACGGGGCGAGCAAGUCGCGGCGGCAGCGAGGACUGAAGGCCGAGAUCUGGGGCAGGGCAAGGAGAGGGCGAGGUGCGACAGGAGAGGUAGGGAGGAACCACUCACAACUCGAUUGCAUAAAAAACUCGGGUCCGGAAGCUGGUUCCUGUCUGACGACGCUGUACUCAAGCCACACGUCGUUCGAGCUGUGGCGGACUGCCCGUGAAGCGCGGGGAGAAGCUCAAACUCCACCGGGUUUUAAUAAAAGGGGACUACAAGAUUGAUUUUGAUGGAUUAUGACAAGUCUAGAAGAAGUAACUCCAAAAAGAGGAGACAUUCCAAUUCUGAUGACGGAAAGAGGAAACGGUUGAGCUCUAGGCAUGAUGACACAUCUAUGUCCUCUGAGCCAAUUGAAACCAUCUACAGGAUAUUGUGCCCGGCAAAAAAGAUAGGCAGUGUCUUGGGAAGAGGUGGUGACAUUGUUAAGGCCCUUAGAGAGGAAACUAAAGCCAAGAUAAGGGUUGCCGAUUCCAUUCCUGGUGCAGAUGAGAGAGUAAUUAUCAUCUUCAAUUACCAAAAUCAACCUGAACUUACUGAUGAAGCAGCUGAAAAACAAAUUAGUGAUGGCUUAGGGAACAUGAAACCCCAUUGCUUUGCCCAAGAUGCCUUAUUGAAGAUACAUGAUAAGAUUGUGGCUGAUGAAAUUUAUGAUGAAGUCGCUCAUGAUGAAAGUUCUGAUGAUGUCACUGCUCGAAUUUUGGUUCAAGGCAAUCAAGUUGGCUGCCUUCUAGGAAAAGGUGGCUCCAUUAUACAACAACUACGAAGUGAUACUGGUGCUGGGAUCCGUGUCUUGUCAUCUGAAAACCUUCCCCAGUGUGCACUUCAAAGUGAUGAACUGGUGCAGAUAUCUGGAGCACCAUCUCUUGUAAGAAAAGCUCUAUAUGAAAUAUCUACUCGUCUCCAUCAGCAUCCUCGUAAGGAAAAUAGACCUCUUGAACAAAUAAUAGAUGCAAGCACACAAAGGAAACACGAGUCUCCAACACUGCAACAUGAAAAUCCAAUGUUGCCGCACCUGCAUAGUCAUCAUCCACCUCCAAUACCCCUGCUUGACCCAUACAGAAGUGGACCUCAGUAUCCUGUUAGUGAAACUGAAGAGUUUUCUAUCAGAAUCCUAUGUGCUUCUGAGCUCAUUGGUUCAGUUAUUGGGAAAAGUGGGGCUAAUGUUAGGCGGGUAGAGCAGCAGACUGGUGCUCGCAUUAAAGUUCAAGAGAUUGACAAAGAUGCUUCUGGAGAAAGGCUGAUCAUUGUUUCAUCUAACGAGAUACCAACUGAACCAAUAUCCCCAACAAUUGAGGCACUCAUUUUGCUCCACGAUAAAGUAAGUGCAUCCUCUGAGAAACACCAUUCAAGUACAAGGCUUGUUGUACCAUCAAACAAAGUUGGCUGUAUUCUUGGGGAAGGUGGGCAGGUGAUUACUGAAAUGAGAAGACGAACUGGGGCUGAAAUUCGAGUUUACUCGAAGGCAGAUAAACCAAAAUACUUGUCUUUUGGUGAUGAACUUGUGCAGGUUGCAGGGCCUCCAGCUAUUGCAAGAGGAGCCCUCACAGAGAUUGCUUCGAGGCUUAGAACUAGGACUUUGAGAGAUACAAGUACUGCCAAUAAUCCUCCACCUUUUGCCCCUUCCGAUGAUCCUACUGUCGAUAUGCCUAGCAGAAAAUUAACACUAUAUGGAGGGCCUACCAAUGAUACACCGUAUGGAAGGCCUGCCAAUGAUCCACUGUAUGGAAGGCCUGCCAUUGAUCCACCAUUUGGAAGACCUACCAACGAUCGACCAUACGGAAGGCCUGCCAUCGUUCCACCAUUUGGAAGACCUACCAAUGAUCCACCAUAUGGAAGGCCUGCCAAUGAUCCACCAUAUGAAAGGCCUACCAAUGAUCCACCAUAUGGACGACCUUCCAGUACUAUAGCAUAUGGAAGACCAAACAGAAGUGCACCUCGUGAUCCUUCAGAUGCAUAUCCUGUAGACUACUUCUCUAAAAGAGAACAUCCUAGUGGAGGCCCUAUGUUUACUAGUAAUGCCCCAUCAGCUGCUUAUGAGAGAUAUGCAGCACCCACACACUUUCCUACUAGAGAACCUCCCUCAACUUUCAGUCAUCGUUCCUAUCGUGACCACAUGCCUACUGAUAGCUACUCUAGUAGGGGUACACAGAAAUUAGACAUCACGAGAGAUGGAAAUUCAGAUGCUUAUGAUUAUACAGAGGCUGCUGGACAAAUUCAUGGACUGGAGGACUAUAGAGGACUGCCAAGUGCUUCUGGAAGGUUCUCGAGCACUAUUGAACUAAGGAUUCCAAAUAGUUCUUUGGAGUCUAUUGUUGGUGUUGGCGGGGUCAAUUUAGCAGAGAUACGUCAGAUUUCUGGUGCAAGACUGAGGCUACAUGAGGCUCAUGCUGGUUCUUCUGAGUCUGUGGUGGAGAUCCAGGGCACACUGGACCAAGCAAAAGCUGCGCAGAGCCUCCUGGAGGGCUUUAUCAGCGCGAACAGCAGGCAGCAGCAAUCCCAUUCUUCUCGCAUGCCACUUUACCCAAGAUGGGGAUAGCUUCUGGUUGUGGCAGGGGAAAACCGAGUCAGCAGGGUUGGCUGGAGUUAUCUCAGACUGCAGAUUAGAUGCAUCGAUGAUGUUAAUGGUAGCUGUUUAAAUUGACCGUGCAAGCAUGAUAACUUAUAUUAUGCCAUAGGACAAGUAAUGCUGAUUCUCUCAUGAAAUACUAAGUGACAAGCUGUCUCUGUAGUUGUAUUUGUUUCUGAAUGUUUGAACCCUACUGUUACAACGGCUGCUAUUUUAGGUCAGAUUUCAGAGGCCGGAUAAUUAUGUUAUCUGCAGAGUUGGGCCAAAAAAAAAAGCUCAAUCUGGUUGA
Molecule: messenger RNA, 3364 nt
Organism: Zea mays
Lineage: Eukaryota; Viridiplantae; Streptophyta; Magnoliopsida; Poales; Poaceae
Product: KH domain-containing protein HEN4
Exons: 8
Coding region: 739-3045 (768 amino acids)
Molecular function (GO): RNA binding
Source: RefSeq, a predicted model, not a curated record